This is a messenger RNA of Toxotes jaculatrix (banded archerfish), 9827 nucleotides long. RefSeq names its product hypermethylated in cancer 1 (gene hic1). Lineage: Eukaryota; Metazoa; Chordata; Actinopteri; Toxotidae. The transcript is spliced from 2 exons. Gene Ontology annotation, biological process: regulation of transcription by RNA polymerase II. Gene Ontology annotation, cellular component: nucleus. The record is from RefSeq and is a predicted model, not a curated record. The coding region runs from base 536 to 2734 and encodes 732 amino acids. Gene Ontology annotation, molecular function: RNA polymerase II cis-regulatory region sequence-specific DNA binding; protein binding; DNA-binding transcription factor activity, RNA polymerase II-specific.
UAUGAAGGACAUUUAUACUUACAGGUUAAUUACAACUCACUUUUACGCACCUUUAAUUUGCAACGAGGCUGAUUUUCUGCAUAAACACGUGAUCAAUAUAACGGGUUUAUAGGUUACUCUGUUUUCUUAUACGGUGCUGACAGAUAAGAGGCCAUGGCUUUGCUUCCUUUUAAUUUGCCCCCAACUCACUGCAGAUCCUGUCCACCUUGACAAGGCCAGUGGGACUCACUGCCAUUGGGUGUCGCUGUGCGCGCAAAGUCUCCACCGGCAGGUUUUGGUCCGACCGGACCCUAAACACAGUCUGAAGUGUCAGAUAGUCUUGUUAACACGUGAGAAAUUCAGUGUAUGGAAGUGGGCGAAAGAAGGGGAAAACAGGGAGAGAGAUAGGGCUGCAAAAUUACGCGGAAGAAAAGAGCUUGCGAAAGAGUUGGACCUGGAGGAAACUGCCCGUGAUCUCAAUGAGGGAAUGCCGAAAAGGAGAGCAGACAGGCGGCCAGAGCACCAGACAUGAGUUCGAGGUGGCGGACUGAAGACGAUGCUGGAUGCCAUGGAAGUUCCAAGUCAUGCUAGGGAUCUCCUCCUGCAACUCAACAGCCAGCGCACCAAGGGCUUCCUGUGUGAUGUUAUCAUUGUGGUGCAGAACGCCCUUUUCAGAGCUCACAAGAACAUUCUGGCUGCCAGCAGCCUCUACUUGAAAUCUCUGGUGGUCCAUGACAAUCUCAUCAACCUCGACCACGAGAUGGUGAGUCCAGGGGUCUUCAGGGUCAUUCUGGACUACAUCUACACGGGCCGCCUUACUGAGGGAGACCCCACUUCUCCCACUGAACCCAAUCUAGGGGCUGUCUUGGCAGCAGCCAGCUACCUGCAGCUGCUUGAUCUAGUGGCUUUGUGCAAAAAGAAGAUGAAAAGACAUGGCAAGUACCCUCCACGUCCAGGUCCUGCAUUUCUGCCCUACCCAAAAAUGGGACCCAAUAAUAUGGGAUUAGGGAGCGGUGGCAGGUAUAGGGUUCCUACUCCUGUCAUUCAGCCCUGCCCUCCAGGAGGAAUUGCACCCCGGGCACCAUCACUAGAGGAGCUAGUUCCACGUCAACUAGCCAUCCAUGCUGGGGAACUGUAUGCCCCCACCUCCGCCCAGGGCACUCAGGUGUUCCCGCCCCUGCAAUCAGUUCUGCCUGGCCGGCUUGGCCACUCAGCCCACCCUGAGAGGAACUGCUCCCCCAACUAUGGCCUUGAUCUCUCCAAGAAAAGCCCCAACUCCCAGUCUCAGCACACACCCUGCCAGUCCCAUCUGGCAAACACUCACAAUGAUGAGGAGAGAGACGAGACUCUGAGCGGCCGCACUAGCCCCAUGCAGGGGACGAAUGGCAGGGCCUUCCCCUCUGAAAAAAUGGAGUCAACCGACAAGACAGCCUCCCUCAGUCCUCCACCUUUCCCCCAUCUCAACCAGCCUCUUGGUCCACACCCUCCACACCUGCGCUGCUCAGGCUCCCAGGGCACAGAUCGCUACCCAUGCCCCACCAGCCCUGACACCCCCACGGAAAGUGGAGAGGCAGGCAGGGAAAUGGGCAACAUCUACCGCUGGGUGAAACAUGAGCCACUGUCCUAUGCAGGUGAAGAUGAAGAUGAGGAAGAGGACGAGGAUGAGGGGGGUGAAAAUGGAGACCAGCAUCAUAACCACCACAAGGCUGGGGAGGAGAGUGAGGGAGCAGAUGACAAGAGCGGGUCAGGCACAGAGGAGACAGGCAGCAGUGAAGGCCGUCCCUCCCCUCCCGGACCAAUGGGGAGGUUCCACAUGCGUUAUGAGCCAGAGAGCUUCGGGGACAAUCUGUAUGUCUGCAUUCCUUGUGACAAAGGCUUCCCAAGCUCAGAGCAGCUCAAUGCACACGUGGAGACACACACAGAAGAGGAGCUGUACGGCAACUCUGGUGGGGAGAUGGGAAACAGCAAUAACAGCAGCACCAAAAACAUGAGCAGUAAUACAAAUGGCUAUGGGAGCCUGAACAGCAGCAACAGCUUGAACAGUCUGUCCCAUCUGGAGACCAAAUCGAGCCAGGGGCUGAAUUCAGGUGGCAUCGGGGAGAUGAUCCGACCCUACCGCUGUUCCACCUGCGAGAAGUCCUACAAAGAUCCAGCCACUUUGAGACAGCAUGAGAAGACCCACUGGCUGACACGGCCAUACCCUUGCAGCAUCUGUGGCAAGAAGUUCACGCAGCGUGGUACUAUGACGCGCCACAUGCGUAGCCACCUGGGCCUUAAACCUUUCGCCUGCGACUCCUGUGGCAUGCGCUUCACCCGCCAGUAUCGCCUCACUGAGCACAUGCGCAUCCACUCUGGGGAGAAGCCCUAUGAAUGUCAAGUGUGUGGGGGAAAGUUUGCCCAGCAGCGCAACCUCAUUAGCCACAUGAAGAUGCACAGUAGUGGUGGGGCUGGAGGGGGCCUGACCACAGAUGGGAAACUGAAGCUGGACUUUGCAGAGGGCAUCUAUCCCCUGAGUAAAUACACAGCAGAGCACCUGGGGCUGAAGCAGGAGAAGGCCAGUGAACUUCUCAUCCAAGCCCAGCAGCAACUGGUAGCUGAUGCAAAGGUCAUGGAGAGCCUCUACCCACUGUCCAAACUGGCUGCGGAGCACCUGGGCCUCUCCCACGACAAGAUGGAUGUCUUGGGCCAACCUCUGCCCCCUCCCCCACAGGCCCUGUCUGAAACCCGCACCAUUGACCGCUACUCACCCAGCUAAGGCCCGUAUAAAUGUCAGUCACCAGUAGGUGUGUGUGCACACACAACUUGCAGUAUUCUAAAGCCAUUCACCUCAACUCAGUAUCUCCUCUGCACCUCAGACUCAGGCCAAAAGGAAUUGGUCUGCUAAUGCACACCAAAAUGUGUAGACUGUAAGUGCCUUUCUAUGCAUCUAAUGUAUCCUAAAGUGCUCCUUCAUAAAGGAGGUCUGUGCUAUUCCACGACCAAGGGACACUCACUCAAAGAAGUACAGUAUUUAUGUACAGUGUAUGCAAACAUUUUUUUAAAUUUCAGCCAUUGAGCCAAAGUGACAAAUUGAAAGCCAAAAUGAAAUUGUUUUAUUUAUUUUUGUAUCAUGGUGAAAUCCAAAGAGAAACUGUUGCAAGGAAAUAUUGCAAUCAGACCCUAAACCUGUGUACUAUUAAGUGUCAUCUGUGUACAAGAAAUGAAAAAGCACAUAAGGACUAAGAUUCAGGGUUUGUGUCCAGACCUGAGCGGAACUUUUAUCAAAUGAAUAAGCCAACUCUUCUGGACUUUAAAGUAAUGGGAGGAUAUAUUUUUGCUUUUUUUUUUUUUUUUUCCUUUUCUGUUUUUGGGGUACUGGACAAUUUAUGUAUCUCACCUUCCAGCUUCUUCCCCAUCAUGUCCCUGCUUCCCAAGUCGCAAGGAAACUGAACAAUAAGAGCAGUGGCUUCAGCAUUUCGGUAAAGUCUCCUCUGCUUACUUUUCUCCACAUUUUUUUUAAGAGUAACCCACUCCUCUGCAUAUUUGUGCGGAUAAAGGCUCAUGCUAUUUGAAGGUAAUGGUAGCUUAAUCAGCCUUACCCUCAGUGUGUAACCCUUCUUGAGCAAAGAUUUACUUUGCAUUUUGACUAACAUCCCUCAGCCUUCAGUCGUUAUUGAGAUGCAGUAAGCACAGCCCUGUGAUCUCAUAACUGGGACAUGAUUGCACAUACCCAACUGAUGACACACUAAUCCCUGUUCACGAUGAGUGUAGCCUCAUCUCAUGGUGUAGACGAAGCAUGGGUGUUGCCUCUGACAUUGUGUAAUAUUUACAAAUGCAGCCGAGGCAGGCAGCAGAGGCAUGGACCAGGUCAGAAUUAGCGACACAGAAAUCUGUCAUUUACUGUCAAGAGCAAUUACUCCAUUCACAGCAGCCUGAUGAUUAAUUGUGGAGCGGCAGUAGUCAAAUGCUGCAUUGGACGCUGCUCUGCUCCACUGUCCGACCUCUCAUUUGACCUCCCUCCCCUGUAGUCUGUUGUCUGGGAGCCCUGCUACUGUUGACAGGCCAAAGUGAGUUCCGCACUCAGCCCUUUGCCUUAAAAGUGCUCCACACACCACACGCAUAUACACUCCUCCUCCACACACACAUAGCAAGCUGCUAAUCUGUCAGUCAUAUGAACAUAAGAAGGGGUUUGUGGGUCCUCCCUGGAAGCCAACGGCUGAACAGCACACCCCAGCUGCUGUGGCUCAGUAAUCCCUGUGAAAUCUCACUUUCUUCUGGACAAUUCGCACUGCUUGCCGGCAUGAUGUCCCAUUUCAUGCCUGCCAUCUUACCCCUCUGAUCCACUUAUUAACAUCAUAUCCAAGCCUAGCAAAUGUCUCCCGGCCUCUCCUCCUUUCCCCGCUGGUAUCAAACGCGGAAACAAAGAAUGACAUAUUUCUGUGUUGGCUGACCAGCAGUUCCUCCAGCUUGAAAACAAAAGAGCACUUAAAGGUUGCGGGUUGAAGGCACAUUCUUGUCUUUGAAUGUUUAUUCCAAAGAACAUGCUGCCCUUUUCUCAUUUUUAUUUUUCCACUUUUACUGGUCCUUGAUUCAGAUUAGAAAUGUCUGACCACUAUAGUGCCAAUGCCAACCUCAGUGGGUGAAUGUGAAGACUAAAGCCAUAAAUACACUGUGAUAGACGUAGUGAAUCUUAAAGGCUUAAAAAAAAACAAAACAUAGACAAUGUGCCUGACUUUUGGGAUUGUUUUUUUUUUUUUUUUUUUUUUUAAUGUAACAGUAAUUUAAGGGCUUCUUUUCUGUAGCAUAUGAUCAUAUCAAACAUGUUGUUUCCUGUCACUUACUUUUCUUUACUUCAUUUUGAUUUGAACUGAACGCAGUGCACGUGAAAACUGGUGCUUACCUCAGGACUGAACCCAGCAUGGGGAUGCUAAGCUUUAGUAAACCUUCAAAUAACAAUGUCAUCACACAUACACAGACACACAUGCACACAUUCACACACACUUUUUUUUUUUUUUUUUAGUUUUCUUAUUAACAGGGCCGUGGUCCUGUGUUAAACCUGUGGUUAUUUCUGUGUUUAUAAAUUUCUUGUUACAGUUUUAUGGUGGUGAGAUAACAUGUGAUAUUAACAUUUCUGUUUUUAUUUUUACUAUGCGGUAUACAUUUUCUAUUGUGUUGUCCUCAAAGAGGCUUGUGUCGGUCUGACCUGUUCCCCUGUUGUAACAUAAGGCAAAGUUAUUUUGGUAGUAUCGUAACUGGCUGUGAAUCUCUGAACCACACUUUAGUGAGCAUGAUGGCAUUGGUCUUUGGUUUCGCCCACACAAACAGGAAAGACUAGGUGGUGAGUGUAGUGUUUUGCCUAUGAGACAUUAUGUAUUAACAGUAACUCUCUAAACAGACAAGCAGUGGCUUUUCUGGGCAAGUAGGAAAAUUACCUCCAUAUUGGUAGAUCCGUUUUCUCCAGAGGUUGGUGAACUUUCGACGAGAGUCGGAAUGAGGCCGUGCAUGCACACAAACACACAGGAAGCCUGCUUGUCUUCGUUGAUGCUUCGAGUGUUGGGACUCUGUUGUUAAGAUCUGUAACAAAAAACAAAAACAAAGAACAGUUUAAAUUAAACAUUAUUAACAGAAGGAACUUGGUCCACGAACAUGUGCAUACGUGUUAAAAACAUAGGAACAUGCGGAUGUCGGUCGUGGGAAUUUCAGUCCCCUCACUCCCUCACAUUCACUAGUUUAAAUGAAAAUCCGUCUCCUCUUUUCCCUGCUUUACGCCAUUAAAACAACAUUAAUUGUUUCCACUGUCACUUCAAAUCUGUGCAGGAGGGAAGAGCAAGAUAAUGCCUGAACAUUUAUGUAGGAUGUGCACUGUUUGAAAUUUGCCUCAUUGCAUUAAUGUGUGUGACAGACAGAGGGGGAAGGCUGUGUAUCUAUAGAAAGGGGAAACAUUUUCUUGUCUGUUUGUGUGUCACUAUUCUAUUUGAGCAUAUAAGGGGGCUGUUAAUGCAUGUCCUGGGAAUAGGGCUGGUGUGAAGGAGAAGAGCUGAGGAGCAGGAAGUGAACUUUUGGCUGGCGUGUUGUGUUGAGCAGGAUGUGCCCUGUGUUUCUGCUCAGAGGCAGAUAGAGAGACGGAGAAUAGGGAGGGAGAGGAGCAGGGAGAGCGCAGCAGGGUGGACACGAGCCAUUGUCUCAGUAUGAAAGCCUGUUCGUACUUCUAAAACUCUCCAUUCAGAAAACAAGUAGACUGUAUCUUCUCUUUUCCUUCCCCUUUUUGCUCUUUGGGAAUAAACCUCUGCUCAGCAUCACGAUGAUACGACAUUGUGGCCUUUAAAGAGCUGCACAGUGAGGAAGCCAUUCAGACAUUUUGUUACAAUUUGAGGAUGUUGUGGAUUAAUUUUUUUGGCAUCCUUUUGGUCACAGGAAUUCAUUACAGCAUUUUCCCCACAUUAUGUCCACAUUUUGAAUGUUUUAAAAAAAAUUGGGACAGGGCUGAUCAAUAGGAAGGGCAUAGAAACUGCAGUGUAAAUCAUAAUUAAAAAAUUGGCAGUGUUUCUUUUGCUCUGUGGUUGAUUCUGUUAGUAAAAUUAGAAGAGUCUUGUUUCAAUUUACUGGCGUAGCCACUCACCCCAUGGGGUUUUAUGCCAUAUGCCUUUGUUAAUGUUAUUUAUACGACACGUCAACUCAGAAAACCUCUCAUUGCCACCAGAGUGGUUUAGAUGAAGAUGUUUUGAAAGUAAUAAAGCUAGACAUUUAAAGCAAUUAGUUACAUUAAUUAAUAUUAUGAGAGUGAAUGAAUACAAGUAUAACUGAGUGCAGUCAGACAAACCACUAACUAUGAGAUGUGGGUUGAUCCUUUUAUUUUAUUUUAUUUUUUAGGCCAUUUCAUUCCUUUUUAAUGUAAUGGCAACCAUCCCAGGCCUGUAACUUUUCUAACACUAACAAUGUAGAAGUAAAAACGGUCUGAAUGAGUUCCAACAGCUCCGUGUAGACCAAAAAAGGGGUUUGGUUUAAUGUAAAAAAAUGCAAAGUAUGUCUUUAAGCUUUCUACCAGCGGCAGCAGGCCGAGGUCACCUAUGUGACUGACAAGCUGAAUAGUCAUGACCUGCAAUCAUGCCGCUGUUUGACAUUUAUUGUGUUUCACGCUGUGUGCCAAAAGGACUGAAGCACUUAGCAGACAUCGCAAACAAAACUCAGCAACAGUCUUUGUAGUUUCCACGGGUUGCAUUGUCAAUCUGAGCCUCUGACCAACUUUGACUUUGCCUUGUUAUGAAAGCCAUAAUCUGUGUGGCUAAUCAUGAGAGCAGAGCACAGACAUGCCACUAUUGUCCAGUGUACAUAUUUCUUUUUAUGAGGACUCAUGUUUAAAUGUGAGCUACAGCCAAAUAUUAUCAGUAGUCAAGCCUUAUUUUGGCAAUAAACUGAUCCUUGAGUCAACCAAUACAAAUGUGCCUUCAGUAGAACAAGCAUUUAGUGAUUUUGCAAUAAUUUGUAUGAGCGCAUGUGUGUGUGUAUGUGUUUAGGUUUUCUAACGUGUCCACAUAGUGCACCUGUCCAUCUACAUGUCUGAACGCCUUUCCCACAGUGUAGCAGGGUGAAGUACAAGGGAGAGAUCUGACACUUUCAAGGGUCUUUAUUACAAGCAGCUGCUUUAGAUUUAUUUCCCCGAACUGCACUUUUCUGGAAAAAUCAUUGUAUUGUGAUUUUUUAUUACUCUUAUGAUCCCCUAGAAGUCCCACAAUUGCCUUUCCUCUGGCACUUUGCUUCCUUCGCUUUCCUCCUCUUCCUCCCUCCAGUGCAGAGCUUGGCCACACUUGUUCACCGCCCUUGUUACCUCAAAGCACAGCUUUCCUCCUCACCUCUCUGUCCCUUCUCUCUUCUUACACUCAACGCAAACCGCUGACCCACAGCGCCCGCUGCCUCCCCCCUCUCCCGUGAUCCACUUACUUCCAGCUGUUUUUCAUGCUGAAGAAGACAGUUGUCUAAAUGUUUAUGUGAAGAGCUACUUUCUUUUUCUUUAAGCCCUGAUCAAUUUCCAAAAUGAACUUUGUGGCAUGUGUUAAAAUACAGCAGAUGAUGGGCCAAAUAAAAAAAGUCUGACAUCGUUAUUGUAUUCUGAUCCCCAAGCCAAGAAACGGCUUACAAAGGGGAGAUUAAAGACAGCAUAUCGUUGUAGAGGAAAUGCAGAAUAAUGUGAGGGGAAAUGUUCAGGGGAAAAUAUGCUCAGAAAGAUGCCAGUAAAGUAAACAUGUAUGAAAUUGCACAAUUGAGCUGGGCCUCGGCUGCGCCAGCCAAGUCAUGCGCUGAGAUGGAGGGAACAAGUAAGGGAGAAGGGUUGAGAGGAAAAGAACCAGAAACAGAGAGAAAAAUAGCUUGUGCUUGAUAGUCCUAACCUUCAGUAAAUAACAAAGGAAAACUGGUUGCCUUGUGUGUUCUGUCAGCUCACUCUAUUUCAUUUUCCUCUGCAAGGAAAUUAUCUUGUGAGGAAAUUAAGGUUUUUUUUUCCCCUUUCAUUGUUAAUUUCUGCAGGUCAUUGCCAAUUUUUUUUUAAUGUUCAUGUCAGCAUGCCCUCUGAGAUGUCAUCCUCUUUCCAGACCUUACAAUUAUCACCCAAUCAGCACAUGACCCACAGUAGGCUCUUUGUAGUUGAAUAGGGAAGGGGGUUCUGGCUGCCCAUGUCCUCCUCCUGCAUCUGUUUAGCUUGGAUCGCUGUUUCUUUCUCUACCUUGGACAAGACAAGACAGACUAAGUGGACUUUGGCUUGAAUCUUUGUGUUUACAGUGUACAACCUCUGCUCCAGAAGUUUAAAUUCAAAGGCAAACAAAGAGCAAGGACAAAACAAGCGGGAAUUUGGAAGAGUGAAAGUUGGUCAGGGAGAAGAUUUGAUUGUAUAUCUGUAUAUCACACGCACUCACUCCCACACACACACACACACACACACACACACACACACACACACACACACACACACACACACACACACACACACACACACACACACACACACACACACACACACAGCUGGAUGGCAGACUGCUGCUUCAGAUUAGGUCAGAUUUAAUUAGGUUGCCCUGCUCCGUUUGGAGUGUCGCUUCUUGUAGAAAAACCCAUUAUUAAAGAAAAGGCGAUUCCACUGACGCCUUCCACCCAACACACACUGAAACCUGUGCCAAAAUGUUACAGAGCCUCAGGGUCCUCACACGCACAUGCACACCAAGACACACACACACACACAAAAGCAUCUACUCUGGUUUUGGAAAAAGGUUUUGUGUAGAAAUGAUGGAUUAUGAUCUAAUGAAGAUCACAGUGACGUUUUUAGGUGGUUGUACUCGACUGGUUGUGGUUCAGGGAUAAGGAAGUUCAACAGUAACACAAACUGCCACGCAGACAGUAGUAGCUACAGAUAGUAGGGAAAAAAAAUACAUACAUCACAAAUUUACAAUGGAGAUUAGAUUUUUUCAGAGGAAGACAGAGUCUUAUUUCAGCAGGCAUGAAGCAGAUGUUCGUGAAACAUCAAAAAUGUCCAGUGUUUCAUUUUGUGGUUUUACAACAGUUUAUACCAUUAAAACAAUUAAAAGCAAUACAUUAAACCAAACAGUAUUUUUGCAUUUUCUGCAUUUCAUGUCAAUAUUGAUCUUACUUUGCUUUAGUGAAAUGAAUGUAUUUAUUGCAUGUCAAAAUGUUUUAUAGUUAAUUUUUUUUUUUUGUAAAUUUCAAUUGUGGGUUUUUAUGAUAAUUUCAUUUAAUUAUGGUGUCUUGAUUAAAUCAUGUUGAUAAGGCUUUUAUUUUUUUUAAAAGCCAAUGUGAAAAAUGUCAUGUUUCUUUGUUUGUUACUAUACUCAAAAUCAACUUGGCAAUAAAAUGAAUUGCAUAAUGGA